AUGGCCAACCUAAUCCUCUUCUUCUCCUCUGUUUUGAUUCUCCCUUUUGUUUAUUCAGUUCACUUUAACAUAACUCGUUUCGUGUCAGACAGUUCUGAAAUAUCAUACCAAGGAGAUGCAAAAGCCAACGGAGCUGUCGAGCUUACCAACAUUGAAUACACAAGCCGUUCCGGUUGGGCUACUUACGGUAAGAAAAUCCCUCUAUGGGAUCCACAAACCGGUAAGCCUUCGGAUUUCACCACCCGUUUCUCCUUCAGGAUAGACACACGUGGUGCCGCCUACGGUAACUACGGUCAUGGCUUCGCCUUCUUCCUAGCUCCCGCGGAGAUCCAAAUGCCUCCCAACUCAGCUGGUGGUUUCUUGGGUCUGUUCAACGAAACAGACGUUCUCUCUUCUUCUUACCCACUAGUUCAUGUUGAGUUCGACACGUUUACUAAUCCGGAAUGGGAUCCUCUCGACAUGGGGUCUCAUGUGGGGAUCAACAACAACUCUCUUGCUUCUUCUAAGGCAACUUCUUGGAAUGUAUCCACACACAGCCAAGAUAUAGGCCGUGUGGUGAUCUUGUAUGAUUCCGUUAGAAGAAACUUGAGCGUCUCUUGGUCUUACGACUUAACAUCUGAUCCACGGAAGGAGAAUUCUAGCCUUUCUUACAUCAUUGAUCUUGCAAAAGUGCUCCCUUCAGAAGUAACGGUUGGGUUCUCUGCGACAUCUGGAAGUGUCACUGAAGGAAACAGACUUUUGACGUGGGAGUACAGUUCAGACCUGGAGAUGAGAGAUAUCAAGAAAAGUCAAGAAGACAAGAAAGGGAUGAUCAUUGGUAGUUCAGUUUCCGGGUUUGUUUUAGUAACGUUCUUCAUUGUCUUACUCAUCGUCUUCUUGAAACUGAAGCAGCGGAGGAAGGCAGGAGUGGAGAAAGAACACUUGACAUCGAUAAAUGAAGAUUUAGAAAGAGGAGCAGGACCAAGAAAGUUCUCUUACAAAGACCUUGCGUCAGCUGCUAACAACUUCUCAGUUGAUAGGAAGCUAGGGGAAGGAGGGUUCGGAGCGGUUUAUAAAGGCUACUUAAACGGCUUAGACAUGAUGGUUGCGAUAAAGAAGUUCGCGGGAGGAGGAGGACAAGGGAGAGUGGAGCCUGAGAGGAGCCUUGUGGAGAGAGUGUGGGAUUUGUAUGGGAAAGGAGAAGUGAUUACAGGUGUUGAUGAGAAACUUGGGAGUGAAGGGUUUGAUGAGAAGCAAGUAGAGUGUCUUAUGAUUGUUGGGUUGUGGUGUGCUCAUCCUGAUAGUAACUCGAGACCUUCUAUAAAACAAGCGAUCCAGGUUUUGAAUUUUGAAGCAACGUUGCCUCAUCUUCCUAUUAAAAUGCCUGUUGCUAGUUAUCAUGUGUCGUCUUCGAGUGCUGCAACAUCGGUUAGCUCUGGUGGAGCUGCGACAGCAACGUUUUCAAGUGCUCAACUUGGUCGUUGAAAGAUGAUAUAAGUUUCUUUCUGUUUGUACUCUUGUUUCUUGACUGUUUGGUGUGCAUUGCAUGUGUGUGUGUUGUUGUAUCUAGUUCUUG
Molecule: messenger RNA, 1555 nt
Organism: Eruca vesicaria subsp. sativa (arugula)
Lineage: Eukaryota; Viridiplantae; Streptophyta; Magnoliopsida; Brassicales; Brassicaceae
Source: the annotation of a GenBank genome assembly